This is a messenger RNA of Thermothielavioides terrestris NRRL 8126, 1854 nucleotides long. RefSeq lists its product as uncharacterized. The record is from RefSeq and is a predicted model, not a curated record. NCBI's taxonomy places the organism in Eukaryota, Fungi, Ascomycota, Sordariomycetes, Sordariales, Chaetomiaceae. Gene Ontology annotation, molecular function: oxidoreductase activity, acting on CH-OH group of donors; flavin adenine dinucleotide binding. The transcript has 2 exons. Bases 1 to 1854 code for a protein of 617 amino acids.
AUGCGCUACCGUCUGCUGUCGGCACUCGCCGCUGCCUCGGCGGCCAUCGUGGCGGACGCCAGCCCGGCCGCGUCGGCCACGUACGACUACAUCGUGGUCGGCAGCGGGCCCGGCGGCGGGCCCCUGGCGGCGGACCUGGCGCGGGCCGGGUACUCGACGCUGCUAAUCGAGGCCGGCACGGACCAGGGCGACAACCCGACGUACGCCGACAUCGCCAACUUCAACGAGGCGGCCAACGACGAGACGACGCGGUGGGACUUCUGGGUCCGGCACUCGGACGACGCGGCGCGCGACCUCAAGUUCAAGCACACCACCUGGGACACGGGCGACGGCACCUUCUACGUCGGCCUGGACCCGCCGCCGGGGGCGAAGCUGCUGGGCAUCCAGUACCCGCGCGCCGCCACGCUGGGCGGCUGCGCCAUGCACAACGCCGGCGUGUGCUCGCUGCCGGCCGCCGACGACUGGGACACCAUCGCCAACCGGACCGGCGACCCCAGCUGGGCCGCCGACAACAUGCGCAAGUAUUGGAAGCGCAUCGAGAAGAACGAGUACCUGCCGGCCGGCGACGCCAGCCACGGAUACGACGGCUGGCUCGCCACCUCGGUCGCCGACAUGUCGUGGGCCAAGAACGACAGCCUGCCGGAGACGCGGAUCCUCAAGAAGCUGGCCGAGCUGACGGGCCAGAACCCGGACGACGUGGCCAGCCUGGUCAACCGCGACAUCCUCGCGGCGGGCAAGGACGUGGACGAGACGACGUCCUUCUACAGCAUGGUGACGCACGCCGACAACCAGGGCAAACGCAGCAGCCCCAACAACUACAUCCGCGCGACGCUGGCCGACCCGGCCAAGUACCCGCUGACGGUCAAGCUCAACACGCUCGUGACGCGCGUCGUGUUCGACGAGGCGACGGUCAACAAGACGGGCACGACGCCGCGGGCCAUCGGCGUCGAGGUCAUGGAGGGCGGGUCGCUGUACCGGGCGGACCCGAAGCACGUGGCGAACGCGACGGGGCCGGUGUCGCAGAUCCUGGCGCGGCGCGAGGUGAUCGUGUCGGGCGGCACGUUCAACUCGCCGCAGAUCCUCAAGCUCAGCGGGAUCGGGCCGGCGGAGGAGCUGGCGCAGUUCAACAUCAGCGUGGUGGCGGACCUGCCCGGCGUGGGCGAGAACCUGGGCGACAACUACGAGGGCUCGAUCCUGGCGAUCGGCGCGGCGCCGGUCAACAGCGGGCUGAUCACGCUGCUCUUCCGCACGCCGUCGGCGCCGACCAAGAAGCGCAACAUCUUCACCUGGUGCGGCGCCUUCUCCUUCGAGGGCUUCUGGCCCGGCUUCCCGACCGACUACGGGCCGAACGAGUACACGUGCGCGAUGGUGCACAUGGCGCCCAAGUCGCAGGCGGGCUCGGUGCGGCUGGCCUCGGCGGACCCGCAGGACCGGCCGGCCAUCAACUUCCGCUUCUUCGAGCGGCACGGCGACGAGGACCUGCGCGAGCUGGUCGAGGGCGCGAACCUGCUGCGCGCGUCGUUCGCGGCGGCGGGGGCGCCCGCCGUGCCGCUGGUCGAGCAGCACCCGUGCGCGAACGGCACCGACUGCACCGAUGCGGCGCAGGCCGAGUUCUUCAAGCUGCAGGCGUACUCGCACCACGCGACGUCGACGUGCGCCAUCGGCGGCGACGGCGACCGCAUGGCCGUGCUCGACUCCAAGUUCCGCGUGCGCGGCGUGCGCGGCCUGCGCGUCGUCGACGCCUCCGCCUGGCCCGUCGUCCCCGGCGCCUUCCCCAGCUGCCCGACCAUGAUGCUCAGCGCCAAGGCCGCCGACGACAUCAUCGCCGAUGCGAAGCAGGAGCAGGCGGCGUAG